Lachancea dasiensis is the source of this 1314-nucleotide messenger RNA. The record is from the annotation of a GenBank genome assembly. Lineage: Eukaryota; Fungi; Ascomycota; Saccharomycetes; Saccharomycetales; Saccharomycetaceae.
AUGUCGCAAGAAUCCCACAAAAAUGCCGCUGACCAACGUCCUUUAGACAGUGGAAAGUUGGAAGAGCUCCAGAACAAAUAUGGUUGGAAAGCAUCGUUCAAAACGUGGCGGAAGGGAUCCGAUGGCGUCAACAAUGAAAGAAAGUUAUUAUCCACACUAGACUUCUUUCCAGAUGGUGAUGAGUUUCGCAAAUGCUCGAUUUUGGAUGUGGAUAUUGGCAAUAAACAGCACAUUCACGAAUUUCAGGUAGAGAACACCCGAGAGACGUCCAGGACGCACUGCAAGGACAUGGUUAUCAUGCAUGGAUAUGGCGCGGCGCUAGGCUUGUUCGUACGGAAUUUUGACGGUUUGAGUCGCAUACCAGGGCUCAAUCUACAUGCUAUUGAUAUGUUGGGCUAUGGUCUGUCGUCGAGGCCCAAGUUCCCCGGAACUGGACUCUUUUCAAGCUUCAUCAAACGAGGCGACAUCAGCGCCAGUGAAGUCAUGGAGGCGGAGGACUUUUUUGUAGACUCUUUAGAGCGGUGGAGGGAGAAGAAAGCUCUUGAUCGAUUCGUGCUAGUGGGCCACUCACUAGGGGGGUACUUGAGCUGUUGCUACGCGCUCAAGUAUCCCCACAGGGUGGAGAAGCUAGUGUUGGUAAGCCCUGUAGGUGUAGAGACCUCUAUUUUCGACCUCACCCGCAAGCAUACUUCGAACCACGUCCACGCAGGCGAACUGGGUCCCGAUGUGGCAAAAGAAAUGUCCGCCGACAAGAGUAACCCAACCACAGACAAACCCGUCAAGACAUCAAGCUCCUUUCAUGUGCCCGAUGAGAGCGGGAACGUAGAACGUGUGCCUAACCUACCCCGGAUAUUUUCGUUCAUGUGGUCGUGCAACAUUUCGCCCUUCGGCAUCCUGCGAUCUGCGGGACCAGCCGGGCCUCUAUUGUCUUCGCGUUGGUCGUUCCGGAGGUUUGCCUUUCUCAGCGACCCAGAACAGCUGAUAACCUUUCACAACUACGUCUACAGCGUUUUCAACGCUGCUGGCAGUGGAGAAUAUGCUCUAACUCGCAUCCUAGCCCCCGGCGUCCUCGCCAGACUGCCUUUAUUGAGCAGAGUUCCCGAGAAUUUGAAGUGCGAUUCGUUUUGGAUGUACGGGAGCAAUGAUUGGAUGAGUAAAGAAGCCGGCCAGGUGAUUGUUCGUGAGAUCAACAACAAGUCGCCUGAUUUCAAAGCCGAUUAUUCCGUCGUGUCCGAUGCAGGACAUCACUUAUAUCUCGACAACCCUUCUGAAUUCAACCGCAAGUUGAUAAAUUUCCUAAAAUUGGAAAAUUGA